Phyllotreta striolata is the source of this 590-nucleotide messenger RNA. The record is from the annotation of a GenBank genome assembly. NCBI's taxonomy places the organism in Eukaryota, Metazoa, Arthropoda, Insecta, Coleoptera, Chrysomelidae.
GAAGAAACGACAUAACCUUCAAAUUUGAUUUUCUAACUUGUACUUUUUGUUCUUUUGUUUAAACGCAAUCAUGCUAAGUCGCACGUGUUUAAAAUUGUUUUCUGGCUCAAAUUAUCAAAAAUCGUCGGUUGCAUUAUGCGCAAUUCGAAACAACAGUUCAGUACAGCAAGAACCGGCUAGAGUAGAAAAAACUAUAAAUUCUGUACAAUUGUUAGGCAGAGUAGGCGCUGAUCCUCAACAAAAAGGAUCUGAUGAACGCCCUGUAGUUGUUUUUUCAAUGGCCACUCACACAAAUUACAGAUAUGAAUCCGGCGAAUUUAUGCAAAGAACAGAAUGGCAUAAAAUAAUAUGUUUCAAGCCUGGUCUUCGAGAUUCGAUUUUGAAUUACUUGAAAAAAGGGCAACGGGUCCUCGUCACUGGCAGGAUUAGUUACGGAGAAAUUAAAAAUGAUGAUGGUACUUCUAAAACCACUACUUCUAUUGCUGCAGAAGACAUUGUAUUUUUUAACUCUCAAUCGUAGUUUUUUUCUGUACAUUUUACUUACUUUUUAUAAUAAAAUUUAAGAUCUGGUAGUGACUUAAUAAUUACAA